AGUGGAUCAGAGCGAAAGCGCAGAGACAACAAAGAAGAAGAAGAAGCAGCAGCAGCAGGGCAGAGUCAGUCAGCAUUUCGAUUUUGCAAUGGCCGAAGAAGAGGUAUGGAAAUGUCGAAAGCAUCCCUUAAAGCGAAGAAGCAACGGUGUCUGCCCUCUUUGCCUCAGAGAUCGUCUCCUCCAUCUCUGCCCCGACUGCGCUAACGCUCGACCGUGUUCGUGCUGCUAUUCUUCUUCUUCUUCAUCUUCCUCUUCGUUUUCUCUUUCCUCCUCCUUUGAUGCUCCCAAAUCCAGCGCCGGAAUCGGAGUCCGAACGGUCGGAUCCGUUUCCAAUCUCAUCGACUGUGAUCCUGCCUUCCGACGGUCCAGAUCCAACACUUUCACCUUCAUCAGACGGAGACCGUCCGAUAAGGACGCCGUACAACUGAUACCUCCUGAUGUGAGUCGUACCAGAUCAUCAUUGUGGCCUGUGUUCAAGUCUUCAACUAAGUCGAAGAAAGCAGAUGAAAUAAAGGAAGAGAAAGAGAAUCUGGAGAUUGAGAAGGUGAAUAUGAUGAGGUCGAAAUCGGUUGGAAUUUCUUCUCUCUCUGAAUCUGCCGGUGCUGAUGGCAAAUUAAAGGGGAGACGUUGGCAUUUUCCGAGCCCGAUGAAGGUUUUCAGGCAGCCGAAGCCGACAAAGGUUGUUCAAGAACUGCCUCCCUUGUGCAGAGGUUGAUCUUUUCAUCUUUGAAGAUAUUCCAGAAUCUAAACAAAGACAUGUUUCUCUGUUCUUUUUUAUUUUCAGUAUAUAAAUUUUCUUUUCUUUUCUUUUAUGGAUUUUACUAUCGGAAUAGUGUUACUAAGAAGAGAUAUUUUCCCACUUUGUAAAUUUCUAUUCUAAUUGUUAUUUUGUUUUCAUUC
This is a messenger RNA of Macadamia integrifolia, 900 nucleotides long. RefSeq lists its product as uncharacterized. Lineage: Eukaryota; Viridiplantae; Streptophyta; Magnoliopsida; Proteales; Proteaceae. The record is from RefSeq and is a predicted model, not a curated record. The transcript has a single exon. The coding region runs from base 89 to 715 and encodes 208 amino acids.